AAAAAGCCAAAAGCUUUGAUGAAAAUAUGGAGAUGGGAGAAGAAGAGGGGCAGGUGAGGGAAGCAAAAGGCCAAUAACGGUUGGAGACUCUGACCUUUCACUUGUAUUUGUAUCAAGUUAUUGGCAACAGAAGAAGAAGAAGAAGAAGACGACAAAGUAAGGCAUAGUUUGGAUGCUCCAGUUUAUCAGAACAGAAGAGCUGAGCUUAGCUGCUUAUAUUGUUAUCGUUAGUCUAGUAUCUACUAAAUCCUAAUUCAUUGGGAUCCUCAAAAGUCUAUAGUAAAUCCUGACCGUCCAAUCUAACACCGAAGUGUUCUCACUUGAGUACACGUGCUUCCUAUCUUUUCUUCCCUUUUUAAUGUUUUGCUUCCAUGCAUGGAAUUCUCCUCCAACUACAGCACAAAACAAAGAGAGAGAAACAGAAAGAGUCAUGGUUUAGCUUGAUUCUUCUUUUAUAGAGGCUCGUUCAUCGCCAUCUUUGGCGACCCAUUUCUUGAAAAGCUUUGAUUUUUUUUUCUCAUUUGUAAAAGAAAAAUUUCAACAGACAAAUGGAGUGGCUGACUCUGUGUAAUUGAUAAAAUGGGGAUUUGGAGAGAGCUGUGUGUUUGGUGGGUCUGAUCUUUUGUACUUGAUGAAAAAUAACUGUCACAUCUUUUGAUUCUUGUGAUCAAUCAAUAGUGACAAAUCAAUAAACUUGUUUGAUCUGUUUUUUGCUCUGAUUGUUGAUCUGGAUUUUUAUUUUGCUGCUCCUUCCUCUGUUUAGCACUAUGAUCAUCAUUUGGGUCUUCUCAUGAAAUGCAGCAUUUUUGAAGACUUGAAAGGUAAGAUAUAAGUUACUGAUCUUCUUCUCUUUACUGGGUAUUUUUAAUUUUCUCCAAUUAGAUCAUGGAACCAAAUCAAAAGAAAAAGUUGUUCAUUUGUAAGUUUUGCAAUAAGAGAUACCCAUGUGGCAAGUCUUUAGGAGGUCAUAUUAGGAUCCAUUUGAAUGGUAAUGGUAAUAAUAGUCAUAAUGGGAAUGGCAAUUCUACUGAUUUAGAAGAUGAAUCUUUUGUUGCUGCUAAUGGAAGCAAUAGCAAAAGAGACUCAGAACUUUAUCGUCUUAGAGAAAAUCCCAGAAAGACUAGAAGGUUUAUGGCUGAUUCAAGCAAUAGUCAUUUUUUGCAAGAAAAAGUCUGUAAAGCAUGUGGUAAAGGUUUUCAAUCGUUGAAAGCUCUUUGUGGUCAUAUGGCUUGUCAUUCGAAGAACAGCUUUGAAGAUCAGUCAGAGACUACUGAGAGGCUGAAAGAUCAAGUUUUUGAUAGCCAAUCAGAUACUGAGACAUCAGCUCCAAGUAAGAGAAGGAGAUCUAGAAGAAUGAGGUAUAAGACUAUUGGUGUUUAUUCUUCUUCCUUAUCUUCUGCUGCUUCUGAUUUAGAGCAAGAGCAAGAAGAGGUAGCUAUGUGUUUGAUGAUGCUGUCUAAAGAUUCUGGUUUUAAAGGGUGUUUUAGUUCGAUUGCUGAUUCUUCAGAUAACAAUUCUGUGGUUUUAGAGACUAAAUCAUCAUCAUCGCCUGAAUUGAAAAUUGGUAUAAAGAAAAAUGGUGUUAAUUGUGUAUAUAACAAUGGUAAUGCGGUUUUGGAGAUGAAGAAAGCAAAGAAACAAGUUAUGUCCACUGAAAAUGAUCAAUCUGAGAAUUCUGAUUCUGGGUAUUUUAGAAAUGGGCCUAAAAAGGUUGAAUCUGAAAUUUCAGUUCAUGGGUUCGUUGGGAAUGAUAAAUUCAAGAAACAUAAAGUUGAAUUUAGGUCUAGAUUCGAAGAAGAGGACAUUGAUCCUGAACUAGGGAAAAGAUUAAGUGGGUUUAGGCGAAUUAAAAAGGAAUUGGGGAAGGAUCUGGUUAGGGAAGAAGAAUCAAGAAAGAGAAGCAAAAAUGAGUUUAACAAUCUUGAAUUUCUUAGCAGUAAUGGUUCAAAGAUUGUUAAGCGUCCUUCUGUUGCUGUAAACAGAUCAAGCCAUAAAAAGAGUAAUGGUGGUUGCAGUGAUUCAAUAUAUGAGAGUGGGGAAAACAGCAUUAACACUGAUUAUGUUCCUAGUGAACUGCAUAAUAGUUGCAAAAGGAUCAAAUCUUGCAAUGGAAAAAACCCAGUUGAGCAGAAAUUGUCUGGCAAUGCAGAGAAAAAAUUUGGGACUAAAAAAGGCAAAGUACAUGAAUGUCCAUUUUGCUUUAAGGUGUUUAGGUCGGGUCAAGCUUUAGGUGGUCACAAGAGGUCCCAUUUUGUUGGAGGUGGUGAAGAUAGAACUGUUGUGAUUAACCAACAAGUGCCUGAAAUAUCAAUGCCAGCUCUACUUGAUCUUAACCUCCCUGCUCCAAUGGAAGAAGAAGCAAAUGGGUACUAUAUACCAACAUGGUAAUUCUUGAAAUUCUCUUCAAGUGGGUAAAUCUGGUGUCUAUAGAUGGUCCAUUUUUCGGUUUUGAUGAAGACGAUAGAGACUGUACAGGCAAAGUUGGUGAAUGUUUUUGGUUCUUUUGCUUCAGAUUGAAGGAUAUGUCUUACAGAGGUAACUUACUAUUCUAUUUGUCGCUUAAGAAAUGUAAGAAGCAAAAUCAUCUUUUUCCCUUUUUUUGCUCUGAGAUCUAUAGGCCUUUUUGUUUUGUUAUUAAACAUAGAUAUAGUAUUUUGAAUUUCAAGUUUCUUUCUUUACUGUUGA
Jatropha curcas is the source of this 2685-nucleotide messenger RNA. RefSeq lists its product as uncharacterized. Lineage: Eukaryota; Viridiplantae; Streptophyta; Magnoliopsida; Malpighiales; Euphorbiaceae. The record is from RefSeq and is a predicted model, not a curated record.